Molecule: messenger RNA, 395 nt
Organism: Caenorhabditis elegans
Lineage: Eukaryota; Metazoa; Nematoda; Chromadorea; Rhabditida; Rhabditidae
Gene: M163.9
Product: LEMD2
Exons: 2
Coding region: 64-291 (75 amino acids)
Source: RefSeq, marked reviewed
UCCUCUCACUCGUUACCAAUUUGGCAAUAUUCAAGUGGUUUUUGGCAUUGUGUUCCUCUUGUCAUGUGCGUAGAAGAAGAUUUGGAGUCCUCGGAUUACUCUUCAGAAGAGGACACUGAUUCCAUCGACUCAUUUCACACACUGCAAACCGAGAAGGUGGCUAGGAAAUGGGCAUAUAGCAUACUCAUCUGUUACACCAUCGCUGCUGUUGCUUUUAUGACAAUCUUCAUCCUUUGGUUCUUCAAGAAAUCUGGACGGCUUGCACACCUUGACACGGAAUACCAAAACUGAAUAUUUAAAUUCAAUAUGUUUUUUUUCCAUUUAAUAUCUAUUAACAGUUAUUGAGAUGGAUUAUGAUGAAUAUGGAAUUUUUUAAAAAAAAUAAGACGUUAAAA